AUGUCUCUCAGACGGUCAGCGCGACUAGGCGCUGCCAUCCAGACGCCCCCGCUGCAAAGCGCAACUCCCAAAGUGACCCGCGUACAGCACAGCGCAGUCGCCAAACCAACCAAACCCAAGAAGACAGUUCCAAAGACACCGACAAAACCACCAGCAAAGUCCAGGACCUCAUACUGGUCUCCAGAACCUCCAGCGACAGAUACACCGCAGAACACAGAUGACGACAAGCUGAACCCUCCCUCCGACAUCACCGCGAACCGCCGACACCUCACCCCCCUCCCCUGGACCGGCCCGUCGACCCGCACUGCACAAACGCAACCCGAAGCCUCGCCCUCAAAGACAGGCCUGCCCCGACCCGUCGCCACAACUGGAACGCUUCUCGAGCAGGCCGUGGCGCACCUGAUCGCCGCCGACCCGCGCCUGCAGCCCGUGGUCGCGCAGCACCCAUGUCCGCUCUUCUCGCCGGCGGGCCUGGCCGAAGAAAUCGACCCGUUCAACAGCCUGACCAGCAGCAUCAUCGGACAGCAGGUGUCGGGCGCCGCGGCCAAGUCCAUUCGCAAUAAAUUCCUGGGUCUCUUCUUCCCGCCGGCUGUGGAUGGCGUCGAUAGCACUGAUAGUACUGGUGGACGACCCCGGUUCACGCGGUUCCCGACGCCUGCCGAGGUGGCGCGGUGCGAUAUUGCGACGCUGCGCACGGCGGGCUUGUCGCAGCGCAAGGCGGAGUAUAUCCAGGGUCUGGCGGAGAAGUUUGCUAGCGGCGAGCUGAGCGCGCAGAUGUUGGCGCGCGCUAGUGAUGCGGAGCUUGUUGAGAAACUCACUGCUGUGCGGGGGUUGGGUCGGUGGUCGGUUGAGAUGUUUGCGUGCUUUGCUCUUAAGCGCAUCGAUGUCUUUUCCACUGGCGAUCUGGGUGUGCAACGAGGCUGCGCUGCAUUUGUCGGUCGAGAUGUCAACAAACUCAAAGGCAAGGGCGGCGGGAAAUUCAAGUACAUGGCCGAAAAGGACAUGCUAGAUUUAGCUGCCAAAUUUGCUCCAUAUAGGAGUCUGUUUAUGUGGUAUAUGUGGCGCAUCGAGAACGUCGAUGUGGCUGUCCUUGGCGGGUAG
This is a messenger RNA of Penicillium alfredii, 1101 nucleotides long. It is a transcript of the gene alkA, whose product is annotated as DNA-3-methyladenine glycosylase II. NCBI's taxonomy places the organism in Eukaryota, Fungi, Ascomycota, Eurotiomycetes, Eurotiales, Aspergillaceae. The coding region runs from base 1 to 1101 and encodes 366 amino acids. The transcript is spliced from 4 exons. Gene Ontology annotation, biological process: base-excision repair, AP site formation; DNA alkylation repair; base-excision repair. Gene Ontology annotation, cellular component: protein-DNA complex; nucleus. The record is from RefSeq and is a predicted model, not a curated record. Gene Ontology annotation, molecular function: DNA-3-methyladenine glycosylase activity; DNA-7-methylguanine glycosylase activity; alkylated DNA binding.